AUGUACAACCAACCAGCAGCCAUGGUCUUGACCGAAGUUUGUGAAGCCCUUAUUGAAGGAAAGACCACUUUGCUACCAGGAAACCUGCAGAUGGAACCAUUUGGGCAAUCCAACUGCUAUGAUUAUGUGACCCAGAAUCACUACAUCACCAGACCCCUCUCUGUGGAAGAAGCCACGUUUCCAUUAGCCUACGUCAUAACUCUGCACAAAGAGUUUGAUACAUUUGAGAGGUUCUUCAGGGCUAUUUACAUGCCUCAAAACGUAUACUGUAUCCAUAUAGAUAAGAAAGCCACCAGUGAGUUUAAGAAAAAAGUAGAGAAGUUGUUGGGCUGCUUCCCCAACGCAUUUGUUGCUUCGGAAACAGAGUGGGUGGUUUAUGCAGGAGUAUCCAGGCUUCAGGCGGAUUUAGACUGCAUGAAAGAUCUUGUGAAAUCCAAAGUGCCCUGGAAGUACCUUCUCAAUGCGUGUGGCCAAGAUUUCCCCUUGAAGACCAACAAGGAAACAAUUCAGCACCUGAAACGGUUUAAAGGGAAAAACAUCACUCCAGGGACGCUGCCUCCAUCUCACAUUCUCCCAAGGACAAAAUACAUCUACAGGGAACAAAGAUACAGUCUCUAUUCUUUCAUGAUGUGGACUUUCCUGAGGAAAACGCCUCCUCCACACGAUCUGCCCAUCUAUUUUGGCUCUGCUUACAUUGCUGUUACCAGGGAAUUUGUUGACUUUGUGCUUAACGACCCCCGUGCUGUUGAUCUCCUCGAAUGGUCCAAAGAUACCUACAGUCCCGAUGAGCAUUUCUGGGUGACACUCAAUAGGAUACCAGGUGGCUUUAUUGCCAUGAGCCUCAUUCUGUCCCUGAAAACUUCCUUUUAA
Messenger RNA from Heteronotia binoei (common prickly gecko), 870 nucleotides. Its product is annotated as N-acetyllactosaminide beta-1,6-N-acetylglucosaminyl-transferase-like. Gene Ontology annotation, biological process: transforming growth factor beta receptor signaling pathway. Gene Ontology annotation, cellular component: membrane. The transcript has 2 exons. Bases 1 to 870 code for a protein of 289 amino acids. Gene Ontology annotation, molecular function: acetylglucosaminyltransferase activity. NCBI's taxonomy places the organism in Eukaryota, Metazoa, Chordata, Lepidosauria, Squamata, Gekkonidae. The record is from RefSeq and is a predicted model, not a curated record.